Cimex lectularius (bed bug) is the source of this 2109-nucleotide messenger RNA. RefSeq names its product AN1-type zinc finger protein 6 (gene drn). Gene Ontology annotation, molecular function: zinc ion binding; DNA binding. The transcript is spliced from 5 exons. The record is from RefSeq and is a predicted model, not a curated record. Bases 455 to 1063 code for a protein of 202 amino acids. Lineage: Eukaryota; Metazoa; Arthropoda; Insecta; Hemiptera; Cimicidae.
AAACGCAGCAUGAGAGUGUAUUCGGCGCAACGAAAGACCAUUGUGUUGUUGUUGCAUGUGUUAAAGAAAAGAGCUCAUUUAUGUUUUAAUUGUUGUAAACCUUUCAGUUUAUCAUUAUUACUUUUCUCUUAUAGUCAACAAUAUAAAAGUCGAAAUUUCCAUUAGUAGUCUUAUAGUGUAGGUUAACAGCAAACACUUUUUGUUUACAGAAAAGACAAAGGAAAAUCAUUUUAGAAAAAUAACGUAUCGUAAAAUUUACACUUCUAGAUUUAAAAAAAAGUAUAUCCGUAGACAGGUUUUGUCCAUUGCUGCAACAACUCAAUAUUUGCCCAGGCUUGAACUUGACUGACGCCGUCGUCCAGUUUGUGUACUGACCGACCGUACUGAAAACCGUCAGCGAUAGACACGAACAUCUGUUUACUUUAUAGAGUAUUCCCAUACAUAUAGAAGAAAAAUGGAAAGGGAGUCAAAUUCGAUGCAAGCGCUUUGCAGGUCAGGGUGCGGAUUCUACGGCAACCCGUCGACAGACGGCCUGUGCUCACUGUGCUACAAGGAAGCACUCAAGAAGAAGCAACAGCCACCACAGGGAGCAGCCAGCUACCAGAGCAGUGGCCCAGCGUGUGCAAUGGACACGGCGGUUCCUACAAUUCCAGUUAUCGCUCCUCAGCCUCAGGACAUUAAAGACGUGAGAAUAAUCAAUCCCUUAGCCUCCAGAGGGAUGAGCGAAUGCCUCGCCCAAAGAACGGAUGACAGCCAGUGUGAGGCUGGAGAGGGAGCUGUAGGUGGUAGCUCGAUUGCAUCCUCUGACUCCCCUGAUCUCAACAAAGAAGUUGACUCGGAAGGAAAAGACGACAAGGAUAAGAGCAAGAAAAAGAACCGAUGUGCUGUUUGCCGUAAGAAGGUUGGCCUUACAGGAUUCGAGUGUCGAUGCGGAGGCCUUUACUGCGCUGUUCAUCGAUAUUCGGACAAACACAAGUGUACGUUCAACUAUCGUGAAUUAGGAGCACAAGAAAUCCGUCGCAACAACCCAGUCGUAGUUGGGGAAAAAAUACACAAGAUAUAAUAAAAAGAUGACAGACAAAAAGUAAAAGAUGUGAAGACAAAGUUAUAUAUAGAAUGUAAAGAAGGAGCAUCUUCCACCUCGUGUCUUGAAACUAAAAGAGAAAAAUUAAAAUAAAAAAAAUAAUAAAAAACAUAUAUACAUAAUGUUUAUUAAAAAUUGGAUAAAUUAGCCUAAUGUUAAUUAUUUGUUCUGUUACAAUGGGAGAAAAUGAGGAUAGAAUAUGGGAGAAGAAAAAAAAAUUAAUUUGACAAAUAUACGGAUAAUUCAAGAGUGUCGUGAGGACAGACUUCUACGCGAGUGUCAGCAUCUAUAAUGUGUGUGUGCCGUGUAAUUAUUAAAUAUAAAUAAGAUGAUUGCACUCGUGGUGCCCAUGUAAUCACUCUGUGAAGAUCUUAUUUUUUGAAAGAAAAUGUACUAUUAUAUCAUAUAAAUAUAUAUUUAGAUUUUAAAGUGAAAACCAUGCAUAUGAUGUCAUCGUUAGGUUGAUGUUUUCAUUCUUGUUUUCUUUUUUGAAUAGUUUAAUUUUUCGUUUGCAUAUAAUUUGUUCUUGCUCACACUAUAUAUAUAUAUAAUAUCAUUGUAUAGGUGUUUAGUUUAGCCAUUUUAAAACAUUACUCGCAUUCUGAUGUAAAUAUAAUUACUUAUUAAAAUAAAUAGAAGAAGGAAAAAGAAAACAAAAACAAAGAAUGCACUUAUUGAUACGGUGAAUUCUUUGAUUAAUUAUGUGUGGGUAGAAUAUGGUAUUAUGUGUGGACAUGAGAGUGUGCUAGUGCAAGACAGACGUUACACGCAUACAAACAUUAUAUAGAGACUUUCAUGUGGUUCCUUCAAAAUUAAAAGGAUUAAAACGAACACACAUUAGCCUAUGUAAAACAAAAGUGUUCCAGUCGUAUGCAGUGUGUUUCUACAGAUGUAUGAACGUUUUUAAAAGAAAGAAAAAAAAUCAUUAUUACCCACAAUAGUGAUGUAAUGGAAAAUGUGUUACCAGUUGUUGUAAAUGUGUUCCUUUUGUUUGUAAAGUCAGGGAAUAUAAUGUUCAUUUCAUU